GGCAAUGGGACCCCCAUAUGAUGAAGCUCCUUCUUCCAUCAGCCUGUCGUUCUAACCGUCAGAUCCACGGUAUUCACUCCGUCUUUCCUCUCCUUUUCCCUUCUAACGGUCCCCUUUUCUUCUGCUCAAUCGUUGGCCGCUGUUGCCGUCGGCGGGCUCUCACUUUGUUAACGGAACUUCUACUCGUUUUCAUACCCCAAGCUUACCUAUUGAUAUAAGAGGAAAGAGGGAGAGAGACUCACUUGUUCAUAUCCCUACGCUCGCGGAUGGGCAUGGACUACUAUAACAUACUGAAAGUGAAUCGGAAUGCGAGUGAGGACGAUUUGAGGAAGGCCUACAAGAGGCUAGCGAUGAUUUGGCACCCAGACAAAAACCCAGUUAAUAAGAGGGAAGCCGAGGCCAAAUUCAAGCAAAUUUCUGAAGCCUACGACGUUUUGAGCGAUCCCCAAAAGCGUCAGAUCUAUGAUCUCUAUGGCGAGGAGGCUCUCAAGUCUGGUCAGUUCCCGCCACCUUCGCAAUCCUCCUCUUCCAUGUCCUCCUCGUCUUCUCGUGCUUACCAGCAUUUCCAAAACCAACAACGCCAGCAUAGUACCACGUCUUAUCGGUUUAAUCCUAGGGACGCCGACGACAUUUACGCGGAAAUUUUUGGGUCGGAGAAUGGUGGUGCUGGUGGUGGAGGUGGGAGAAACGGUGCGCAUAGGGAUGGUUUUUUCAGAACUUCAAAUGGUGCGUUUGGUGGAGGGACGAGGAAAGCUGCGGCGGUGGAGACUCUUUUGCCGUGUAGCUUAGAAGAGCUCUACAAAGGUGUCAAGAAGAAGAUGAAGAUCUCAAGGAAUGUCUGUGAUGCCUUUGGGAAGUUUAGGAAUGUGGAGGAGAUAUUGACUAUCGAGGUGAAACCUGGUUGGAAGAGAGGAACAAAGAUUACUUUUCCUGAGAAGGGUAACCAGGAGCCUGGUAUCAUUGCAGCAGAUCUUAUAUUUGUGGUGGAUGAGAAGCCACAUGCUGUUUAUAGGAGGGAUGGUAAUGAUCUGGUGAUCAACCAAGAGAUUACUCUUCUAGAGUCCCUUACAGGUAAAACCCUAGACCUGACUACCUUAGACGGAAGGAGUCUCGUGAUCCCACUGACCGAUAUUGUCAAGCCUGGUGCUGAGAUUGUUGUCCCUAGUGAGGGAAUGCCCAUUUCGAAAGAACCUGGGAAGAAGGGCAAUUUGAGGAUUAAGUUUGAGGUUAAGUACCCGUCGAGGCUAACCCCAGAGCAGAAAUCUGAGCUGAUAAGGGUUUUGGGUGGGAAUGGAAUCACAAAUGUUUGAGUUUGCUCUCACGGGUGUAUGUACGUUGUAAAUAUAUCGUGUGCAUGCUGUUGAUGAAUGUGAAUACAAGGAAUAUUCUACGGGUGAAAGUGUUGACAAGCGGGGCAUAAGGUGGAUUCAUAGUCAGAAAGUUUGGAUUUUUCAUGCAGCCUGGGGAACAUAGCUAACAUUUGCAAAUGGGUGGGAAGUUUAACCUAAUUGGGUAGUUGGUGGAUAAUCUCCAGUGAGUUUCCACCAUUUGGCGCAAGCUCUUUUCUUUUGGGCCUUUUUUUUUACUUUAUAUUGAUGCAGGUACUAUUAAUCACUAGUAUUUAUGGAGUUAUGUCCUUGGUCAUGUUCAUAUCAUGGAAAAUGUACAUAUUGAUACGUCAUUUUACAUUGAGGUUUAAUGAAUGGUUACUUCUUAUAAGACGUGGGACCAGGGCGGGCCUCUAUUUUCACUGCCGCGAACCUGGGGUGCAUGAGCUGAGGUUUGGCUUCUCUAAGCCCUCCAACAAUUGAUGGUUAGUUGUGAAUGAAUCCAAUGUUUUAUUGCCUCCAACCAAAUCACCGAAGCUGAAAGAAGAGAUUGAGGUGGUGAGGAGACCAAAGCAUAAGCAGUUGGAGCAACAGAAGAGGCAGAAAGUAUAUACUUAUCUGAUUCUAAAUAUAAAACUUAUUUUGUAGUGUAAAUUGCACUACAAAAUAGUUCUUAUAUUUAGAACCAGAAGAAUAUAUAACAUGAUUUCUAACAUGUAUUGUAUAUGAACUUAAGAUAAAUAUUAUUCAGAUGA
Molecule: messenger RNA, 2083 nt
Organism: Neltuma alba
Lineage: Eukaryota; Viridiplantae; Streptophyta; Magnoliopsida; Fabales; Fabaceae
Product: dnaJ homolog subfamily B member 1-like
Exons: 2
Coding region: 267-1310 (347 amino acids)
Cellular component (GO): cytosol
Molecular function (GO): protein-folding chaperone binding
Source: RefSeq, a predicted model, not a curated record